GCGACCCUCUCUCCUCCCACCGUCAUAGAUCGACAGACGUAUCUCGAUACGACCUUGCAUCCGUCGCCCGGCCAGCAAAAGCACGCAACAAAAUGCCGACCCCCGAGUCCGCGGCUUUCCUGGCCAAGAAGCCGACCGUUGCCCCGACCUUUGACGGCGUGGACUACGAUGACAACAAGGCGCUGAAGCAGGCCCAAGACGCCGUCAUCAGGGAGCAGUGGGUGCAGGUCAUGAUGGGCCGGCUAGUCAGGGAGGAGCUGAGCAAGUGUUACUACCGGGAGGGCGUCAACCAUCUGGAGAAGUGCGGUCCGCUGCGAGAGAAAUAUCUACAACUGCUCGAGAAGGCCAAGGUCAGGGGCUACCUCUUCGAGCAACAAAACUUCAUCGGGAAGAAGCAAUGAGUUUUCCAAGUGUUUGGAACAUAUGGAGAGUUGCACCACUGAAUUCGUGCCAUGUUCGGCGGCGCGAGUGUCUGGGUAGAGAGGGAUAAAACUCAGGGAGACAAUAGGCCGAUAGCAUUAUGACGGGUAUCGACAGAAUCACGUCUCCGAAUCCGUAUACCAACAAGAUGAAUUAACAAAACCACAGUGA
Molecule: messenger RNA, 591 nt
Organism: Cryphonectria parasitica EP155
Lineage: Eukaryota; Fungi; Ascomycota; Sordariomycetes; Diaporthales; Cryphonectriaceae
Exons: 2
Coding region: 93-401 (102 amino acids)
Source: RefSeq, a predicted model, not a curated record